Messenger RNA from Penicillium chermesinum, 1119 nucleotides. RefSeq names its product cysteine synthase A. Bases 1 to 1119 code for a protein of 372 amino acids. Gene Ontology annotation, molecular function: cysteine synthase activity. Gene Ontology annotation, cellular component: cytoplasm. The record is from RefSeq and is a predicted model, not a curated record. The transcript has 2 exons. NCBI's taxonomy places the organism in Eukaryota, Fungi, Ascomycota, Eurotiomycetes, Eurotiales, Aspergillaceae.
AUGUUUCGUCAAAGCAUACGUCGCUUUGGUACUACGGCCUUCCGCGCCGCUGCCGAGAGCUCGUAUAUAUCGCGUGUUUCAACGGCUCAAGGUGUUGUACAUGGACUCACUGAGGGUAUGGCCUAUUGGGAAUACCCCCUCAUCCGACUGAAGCGCCUCUCCGAAGAGACCGGGUGCAAUAUCCUUGGCAAGGCCGAGUUCCAAAACCCAGGUGGGAGUGUUAAAGAUCGUGCCGCCCUCUUCGUGGUAGAGGAUGCUGAGAAGAAGGGACUCCUUCGACCAGGGGGCACUGUUGUAGAGGGUACUGCCGGAAACACCGGGAUUGGGCUGGCUCAUGUCUGCCGGUCCAAGGGCUACAAGCUCGUAAUCUACAUGCCCAAUACUCAGUCGCAAGGAAAGAUCGACCUCCUCCGCUUGCUGGGCGCUGAAGUAUACCCAGUCCCCGCAGUGGCAUUCGACAACCCCGACAACUACAACCACCAGGCACGGCGACAUGCUGAAUCCCUGGAUAACGCCGUUUGGACCAACCAGUUCGACAACACUGCCAAUCGUCAGGCGCAUAUUGAGACAACUGGACCCGAGUUAUGGGCGCAAACCGGCGGCAAGCUCGACGCUUUCACCUGUGCUACUGGAACCGGUGGAACCCUGGCUGGCAUUACUCGCUACUUGAAGACCGUCAGUGAUGGGCGUGUUAAGAGUUUCCUGGCCGACCCUCCCGGUAGUGUUCUGCACAGCUACAUUCAGAGUGGUGGAAACCUCAUGGACCGCACUGGUGGAAGUAUCACCGAAGGGAUUGGGCAAGGUCGUGUGACAGACAACCUCAAGCCCGAUAUUGAUCUACUGGAUGCGUCUUUGCACAUCAGUGAUGAGAAGUCCAUUGAAAUGGUCUACCGCUGUCUCGACGAGGAAGGGUUGUACCUUGGUGCCAGUUCCGCUCUGAACGUAGUGGCAGCCAAGGAGGUCGCUGAGAAGCUUGGCAAAGGGAAUACGGUUGUGACUGUUCUUUGUGAUGGUGCUUACCGAUAUGCCGAUCGCCUGUUCUCGGCUAAAUGGCUCGAGACCAAGAAUCUGCGUGGAGCUAUUCCCAAGCAUUUGGAAAAAUAUAUUGUACUACCUUAG